Pocillopora damicornis (cauliflower coral) is the source of this 1217-nucleotide messenger RNA. RefSeq lists its product as uncharacterized. The record is from RefSeq and is a predicted model, not a curated record. NCBI's taxonomy places the organism in Eukaryota, Metazoa, Cnidaria, Anthozoa, Scleractinia, Pocilloporidae.
UCUUCAAAGCCUCCCGACACAUGUAAGUGAGGUGGACCAAAGUGGCGGGGUAUUCUGCACAAAAAGUCUUCCAGACUGUUCUGCCGCCUUUUUUUGUGGUAGCGGGGCGCCCUCUAUCGAGCACAAUGUGCAUGGUGAGUUGUGACUUGCGGUUUGAUCCUGAGGAGCGGAUUGGCUGAGUAACGUGCUCGAUACUCCCACUCCUAAGUGAGAAAAAUGCAUAUAAACAACAAAGAAACGAGCAGCAAGCAUUAUCAUUUUUUCGAGCUGCCUACAGUUUUGACACGAACUGAAGAUCUAAGGAAAAGAGAAAAGUCAUUGUCAAUGAACAUGGCUUCUGGUAUUGCUGAGGGAACGUAUCUCAUAGAAAAUGUGGAAACACAGCGUUACUUGUUCCAAGACGGCCCUGAAAUAAAAGGAAACCGAGGAGACGAAGGCGGUUGGACUGAGGCGCCUAGUGUUUUGGGAGCUGAUGCCAAUUACUACAACCGAGCCUAUUGGAAGAUUAUUCCACAAGGUAACGACAAAUACUUCAUAGAGAAUGUCGAAACAAAGAGGUAUUUGUUUUCAACUGGUGCAAAAAUUGAAGGCGAUCGUGGAAGCGAAGGAGGCUGGACUAAUGCACCUAAAAUUGUGGGAGCGGAUGCCAAUUACUACAAUCGGGCCUACUGGAAAAUCAUCCCCCAAGGAGAUGACAAAUACUUCUUUGAAAACUUUGAGACGCUCAGAUACGUAUUUCAAGAUGGCCCCAAAAUAGAAGGAAACCGAGGGGAUGAAGGGGGAUGGACGUCUGCUCCCAAGACUCUGGGUUCUGAUGCCAAUUACUACAACCGCGCUUACUGGAAACUACUCAAGCAGUAGACUAACGAUAAAACCUGAAACUGUGACUUUUUUGUGCUUCUUUUCCCAGUAACAAGUAUUUAGAAAGUAGUUUUUAGUUUUAGUUUAAGCAGAGUGGUCUUUGAGCAGCGCUGGACAUAUGAAGCUGGGCACGGAGGUUGACAGCGGAGAGAACACUAGUGGCCACGCCAAUCAAAAGGCACCAUUUUUUAAUCAAAAGCUCUUAUGAGCUAUUUCAGGGUUUAUCUUAAUGAAUCAAUAAAGAGGUGAGAGCUUAAAUCCUUUGCCAUCUCCUUCCAAUAGCGCGUGACAGCUAAACUUUUUUUCUAUUAAACCUUUUGUGUAAUUAUGUAUAUUAAACUAAGAGGGAGACACUU